Molecule: messenger RNA, 3447 nt
Organism: Struthio camelus australis
Lineage: Eukaryota; Metazoa; Chordata; Aves; Struthioniformes; Struthionidae
Source: RefSeq, a predicted model, not a curated record
UCUAUUAGCUGGGCUGGAACUGCUUGCUCAGAGGGAUUUCCCUCUUAAAAUAAUGAGCAAUGUCAAUAUUGUUUUCUUUCAGGUUUUUCAGGGCAGGAGCAACAGUUGUGUCACUUCCAAAUGUCUGGCCUUUUCUGAGAGUCUCAGAAAUCACUGAAAAUCAUCCAAAUGUUAGAUGAAGAUCACAUCCAUUACUUUCAGUGCGUUUUGUAUUGCAUUCAGAUCUUUGUAGGCAGUCUGUAUUUCAUUUCCUAUGGAGGGUGCAGCUCUGACAUGUGCAACAGGAAUGUCUACCAGCCACCCUUCACUGAAGACCUGUGUGAGCAGGAGUACCUGCUUCGAAGGAUAAGAAAACGGCCCCGAGUCCUGACAUUGUUAAGUCUGCCUGAAGAUGUUCUGUUUCAUGUUCUGAAAGGCCUUCCUGCUGAGGACAUCCUUUCAGUCAGAGCUGUGCACUCACAUCUUAAAUACCUUGUGGAUAAUCAUGCUAGUGUUUGGGCAUGUGCGAGUUUCCAAGAAGUAUGGCCUUCUCCCAACAAUCUGAAGAUGUUUGAAAGGGCUGCUGAAAAGGGUAACUUUGAAGCUGCUGUGAAGCUGGGGAUAGCAUACCUGUACAAUGAAGGCUUGUCCAUCUCUGACGAGGGUCGUGCAGAAGUGAAUGGAUUAAAGGCAUCUCACUUCUUCAGUCUGACAGAGCGUUUGAAUGUGCGCGCAGCCCCCUUUAUCUGGCUUUUUAUUCGUCCUCCUUGGUCCUUGAGCGGAAGCUGUUGUAAGGCUGUGGUGUAUGAAAGUCUCAAAGCAGAAUGUCAGUUGGAGAAAGUUCAAAAAGGAUCUAUUCUCCACUGCUUGGCUAAGGUCUUAAGCCUUUUUGAGGAUGAAGAAAAAAGAGAAGAAUCUCUUGAAAUGUUUGAAGAAUCUUCAAAGCAGGGUUGUUUAAAUAGCUCCUACCUCCUUUGGGAAAGUAACAGAAAGGCUGCUAUGUCAGAUCCGGGCAGAUACCUCCAAAGCCUCAGGAAGCUACGGGACUAUGCUGCAAAAGGCUGCUGGGAAGCACAGAUAGCUUUAGCUAAAGCUUGUGGAAAUGGAAACCAACUAGGAUUAGAAGCAAAAUCUUCCAAUGAAAUGGUGUCUCAGAUCUUUCAAGCCUCCCUUCCUGUCAGCAAGCAAAGUAUCUUCACUGUGCAGAAAGGAAUGAAUGAAACAAUGAGGUACAUCUUGAUUGACUGGUUGGUGGAAGUGGCUACCAUGAAAGACUUCUCUAGCCUAUGCCUUCACAUGACAGUGGGAUGUGUGGAUCGUUAUUUGAAGCUGAGACCUGUACCCCGGGCUCGACUCCAACUCUUGGGAAUUGCCUGCAUGGUCAUUUGCACACGUUUCGUCAGCAAAGAGAUCUUGACAAUACGGGAAGCUGUGUGGCUAACAGACAACACAUACAAAUAUGAAGACCUAGUCAGAAUGAUGGGGGAGAUCAUUUCUGCCCUGGAAGGAAAGAUAAGGAUACCUACUGUUGUGGACUACAAAGAAGUAUUGUCAAACAUAGUCUCGCUGGAGAGAAGAACUCUUCACCUUUACAGCUUCAUUUGUGAACUGUCACUCUUGAACACAAGCCUCUGUGUGUAUUCCCCAGCUCGUCUGGCUGUUGCAGCACUGCUGCUGGCUAAGAUAUUACACAAGCAAGCACAUCCCUGGACAAGCCAGCUGUCUGAAUGCACUGGUUUCUCUCUUGAAGACCUGUUGCCAUGUGUGCUAAGCCUCUACCAAAAAUGUUUCCACGAUGAUGUCCCAAAGGAUUAUAGGCAGGUGUCUUUAACUGCAGUUAAACAACGAUUUGAAGAUGAGCGUUAUGAAGAAAUAGGUAAAGAGAAGAUGAUGAGUUACAGCCAGCUGUGUUCACUGUUGGGUGUGAAGCAGGAAGACCCAGAGCCCAGCCCCUUGCACACAAAUAUGGCGGAAAUUAAGACUUUCCUUAGCUCUCCCUCUGGAAAGAGAACUAAAAGGAGGAGGGAAGACAGUAUUCAGGAUGACAGAGGCAGCUUUGUGACUACACCCACAGCUGAGCUAUCUACCCAGGAAGAAAGUCUUCUAGACAACUUUCUGGACUGGAGUUUAGACUCCUGCUCUGGUUAUGAAGGUGAUCAGGAAAGUGAAGGCGAGAGAGAUGGAGAUGUGACAGCUCCCAGUGGAAUCCUGGAUGUAACUGUGGUCUAUAUGGAUCCAACAGAGCACUGCUGUCAAGACUCCAGUGAUGAGGAUAACCUAGCCGCAGGCUGGUCUGAGCACACAGUACCACUGAGUGAGGCUCAGCUGACAGAUGACUGUUGUGUUCUUCCAGCAUAUCUCACCCCAAGAAAUCCUAACGUAGAAGGGAGCUCAGGCUACUCCUCUGUCAACAGCACCAGCCCUACAUCUUCUGUAGAAGGCAGCUUUGGAGUACCUCUCAAAACUACCUCAGCGCUGUCUCUUGGCAGUGCCAUGAACAAGGGGCCAUGUCCGCCUCAUUACUUGAAAUCACGUUUACAAUCAGUCUGUGCUAGGCCUAGUGAUGGCAAGUGUGACAGAAGACAAGUCAAGCGAAAAAAUGUUGCAGAACACAGUGAAGAAAGGGUGAACUUGGGCUUCUUAAGCUUCUGAUUACAUGCUGUUUACUUUUAUAGGGAUCCUGGAAAUAGUAUUUCUGUGUAGUCAUGCAGGUGGUAGUGAGUAAUUGUCAAUACCUCCAAGAAGUGCCCCCUCCCUUCAACUUUGUCUAUGCCUAUCAUGGUCUGCAAACCUAUCUUGUGCUUCUGUAGCUCAUAUCUGGGCCAUUUCCUUUCUUGAUAGCUGCCUUUUUAAAGUAUUCCCUAUUGUCUGAUCCUAUACAAAUUAAGACCCUUUUCUAUGUAUGAAAUUUACAGUUCAUUUGGCAUCAUGCCUCAUGAGUUACUCCUUGAUGAUAGAGUACUUGUCAUGUCCCUUGUUUCACUGUGAGGCCUGGCCCUAUUUUAAAAGAAGUAGCUUUAGUUGCCAGGUUACUGGAUGUAACACAAUGCUUGAACUCUUCCACUUGAAAGAUCUUUUUGAGACUAUGCUACCUUAUCCUUCCUGCCAGGUGCUAUUUCACUCAGCUGGUGCUUUCCUAUUCUGUGUAUAUACCACUUGCUGCACUGAUCUAAGGUGUUUGUUUUUUUUAAUGGAUACAAUCAAGAGGUAUAUGAAGGCUCUCUGCAGGUCUGUUUUUGUUGGGUGUUUGUUUUUUUUUUUUAACCUACCUCUCAUGUGGCAACUAGUGCCUGAGACAAAUGGGCUAAAUCCAUGUGUUCCCUCACCUGAAAAACUGCCCUUCUGUGCCUUAACACGUCACUGCCUGAUACAGCAGUAAUAUCUCUGUGAACUGUUAGUAUAUGCUGGAAUAGUGUGGUUAAAUUCUCACCUUGAUCCAGUGGCUUAACUUCAUUUCCUGUCUUGCAC